AAUGGGGCUGGCUCCGAGGCGGGCCUUAGGUCUCCCAGGUUCGUCUCCUGCGCGUUUCUUUCGGAGCGGUGGUGAAGGGCCCGGGUGAGGUAGGGGUGCUUGUUGGGUCUCAUGGCUGCCUCCGGGAAGCUCAGCACUUCCCGUCUCCCGCCGUUGCCCACGAUUCGAGAAAUCAUUAAGUUGUUCAGACUGCAAGCAGCGAAGCAGCUAUCACAGAAUUUCCUCCUGGACUUGAGGCUGACAGAUAAAAUUGUAAGGAAAGCUGGCAAUCUGACAAAUGCUUAUGUUUACGAAGUGGGCCCUGGGCCAGGGGGAAUCACAAGAUCUAUUCUCAAUGCUGAUGUCACCGAACUUCUGGUGGUUGAAAAGGACACUCGAUUUAUUCCUGGAUUACAGAUGCUUUCUGAUGCAGCACCUGGGAAACUGAGAAUUGUUCAUGGAGAUGUCUUGACAUUUAAGGUAGAAAAGGCUUUUUCAGAAAGUCUUAAAAGACCCUGGGAAGAUGAUCCUCCAAAUGUACAUAUUAUUGGAAAUCUGCCUUUCAGUGUUUCAACUCCACUGAUUAUCAAGUGGCUUGAAAAUAUUUCCUGUAGAGAUGGACCUUUUGUUUAUGGCAGAACUCAGAUGACUUUGACUUUUCAAAAGGAAGUGGCAGAGAGACUUGCGGCCAAUACAGGAAGCAAACAGCGUAGUCGCCUCUCUGUUAUGGCUCAGUACCUCUGCAAUGUUCGACACAUCUUUACAAUUCCAGGACAAGCUUUUGUCCCCAAACCAGAGGUGGACGUGGGCGUGGUGCACUUCACUCCCUUGGUACAGCCCAAGAUAGAGCAGCCCUUCAAGCUGGUGGAAAAAGUGGUUCAGAAUGUAUUUCAGUUCCGAAGGAAAUACUGCCAUCGAGGGCUCGGAAUGUUAUUCCCUGAAGCGCAGCGCUUGGAAAGCACGGGCAGGCUGUUAGAGUUGGCAGAUGUAGACCCUACUCUUCGGCCCAGCCAGCUCUCCAUCUCACACUUUAAGAGCCUCUGUGAUGUAUACAGAAAAAUGUGUGAUGAAGACCCACAACUCUUUGCGUAUAAUUUCAGAGAAGAACUCAAGCGAAGAAAAAGCAAAAAUGAAGAAAAAGAAGAGGAUGACGCAGAGAAUUACAGACUCUAGCUGCUGCCUGGGCGCGAGCAGCCUACCAGAUGUCGAUUUGCACUACGUGGAGCUUCUUUUGUAGGUACUCUUUUGUCUUUACAGAAUGACAAUAAAAAUGCCAAUGACUAGAUGUGACUUAUUUUCCUUUUACUAUGCAGCUUGGCAGAGAAAAUAAAUAUCAUCAAAUAAGGUACAGUACAAGCUUUCUUUUAAUAUAUACUGUAUAGAUAUGACAUGUUUGUUUAGUAUAAACAGCAUCUAUUACAAUCUUACAAAAAUGAAGUAUCUGCACAUUUUGCCCCUAAACCACAUUAAAAUAACUUAAAUAUGCUUUAAAUAAAGCAAAAACUAACAAACAGCUGAAAGAAAAUGCCCAGAGGAUUUAAAAAAAUGGCCCUUUGAAAACUAUUAAUCACAACUUCCCCAGCCUUACUUUUUCCACAUAACUUAAAAUAAUUAGAAUGUAAUUUUAAGGAUUCUAAAUCAUUUGAUACCUGCUCAGAGUGGAUAUAAACUAAGUAAUUUACAGAUUCUGACCAGUUUCAUCUAGGUUUCUGAUCCACAAUAAAUUAAAAUAACUUAAAUCUUUACAACCAUUUUGUGGGAAAAUGUAUACUGCACAAAACCCAGGAAUGAAGUUUUUUUUUUUUUUUUGCAAUUUCCACUUUACCACCAGUUUAAAAGUAAAAUGAGGAAUUUAACCCAUAUCUGGAUUGAAUCGUACUAUGAUUUUCCGUGGCUCUCUGUUUCAUAAAAACACUCCUCAUUGACAACAGAUGUUAAACUCUGGACACUGAAUUCUCGCUCUAGAACAGAAUUUAGGUCGAUGGUGGCAUCUUCAGAUUGACUGUCAAGGGACUGGUGACGGAUCUGCGCCUUGAGCAAAGUUCCUCUGUCCCUCUUGGUGCUGUUGGCUUUUCGUUUGAUGGGGCAGAAGUGCCCCCGGACCAGUUUAGGCUGCUCUCUUCCUUUCUGACCCUCACCCGACUCCGGGCCAGGCUGCUGCUCAGCCUCGGGGUGAACGUCUGGGUCCUCGGAAAUUCUCAGUCUCUGGAACUGAAUUUCGAUGUCUUUAGUAGGGCUGCCCCGCUUCACAUUCUGAUGGUGGUCAUCAUCUUCAUCGCUCAGGAUGUCACUCUCUUUGAUGAGAUUGUCAGCAAAAUCUGCCAAGCCGGGGUGUGGGUAUUUCCCGGGAGAAGCGCUCUUGGAGUCCUGCCUGCCCUCGGCCGUGGGGCAGCCGCCGCUCUGGGUGCUGCUGCUCAAGCUGCCCUCGUCGGAGUCCAGCAAGGUUCCUUUGCCAGUCUCACCGGUCCACUCGUUGCUGGAGGAAUUCUUCAGGACUUUUAAAGACCUGGAUGAAGCUGCAGUGAGAAAAACACAUUUCGCUGUGAUACAGAAACAGGUUACACAAUGUGUAAUGUUUGCCUCAAAGCUUGUGUAAGAUUUAACAUUAAGAUUUUAUUUUAUGAUAUGACUUCAGUUAGCAACUAUCCCGGUAAUUAGGCAAAAAUGUAGCUACUGAAAACAUGGAAAUUUUUGACUUAGGUUUACAGUUGUAAGUUGGGCAAUUCAGCAUUUUUAGAUUACCAGAGCUCAAUUAUUUAGACAGAACUAGACACUAGAAACUACUAUAUGGGCUAAGAUUCUUAUUUUGCCAAUGAGUAAAUUGAAAAGUUAAUUGCUAAUAAAUCUAGGCUCCUUUCUUUCACUAAGGUGCUUUGUAAUUUGAUCACAAAGAUCACACCAUAUUCCUAUGCAUCUUCUCACCUUGUGGAUUUCCCUUGCUGCUCAAUUAAAAGUAGAAAAUGUCCCUCCCCCCCACUUUUUAAAGACAGUGUCUUGCUCUGCCACCCAGGCUGGAGUGCAGUGGUGUGAUCUCUGAUCACUGCAACCUCCGCCUCCUGGGCUCAAGUGAUCCUCCCAUCUCAGCCUCCUGAGUAGCUGGGACUAUAGGUGCGCAUGAUCACGCCUGGUUAAUUUUUAUAUUUUUUUGUAGAGAUGGGGUUUUGCCAUGUUGCCCAGGUUGGUCUCAAACUCCUGUUCUCAAGAGCUCAAGGGAUCCACCUGCCUUGGCCUCCCAAAGUGCUGGGAUUACAGGCAUGAGCCACCAUGCCCAGCCUAGAAAAUGCUCUUUAUCUCUCAUAUGAGAAUUGUCUCUGCUGGAAUUUCAAACCAACUUUCUGAAAUGUUAUUUUAUAGGGGUGUGUGUGUGUGUGUGUGUGUGUGUGUGUGUGUAGUUCUCUUGGAUUGAAAGAAGGAAGGCAGUUCUCAGUUUUGGUGUUUCUAUAAAUAAUAACAGCAUGUUAUUUUGAUGGCCAGUUUAUUUUGACAAUGGAGAAAAUAGUAAAUAUGUGGUAAAUCUGAAGAGGUCACACUGAUUUGACAUGAAAAAGAGAAGUUUUACAUUUUCUAAGCCUAAAAACAACAAAGAUAAUAACAAAAUAGUUAAUGUAGAAAUAAGGUUCUGAAAACUUAAGCUGAAAUUUUAGAAACAAGCAGAAAGAACAGUGUGAUUUGAAAUGCUUACUUGGUGCCUUAUCGAUUAAGAAUGAGUAUAAGAGGCCCCUUAACUUAGAUGGCAUUACGUCCCAAUCAACCCAUUGUUAAGUUGAUAAUAUGGAAAGUCGAGAAUGCAUUUAAUGUACCUACUAACCAUUGCAGCUUAGCCUAGCCUGCCUUCAGUGUGCUCAGAACACUUACAUUAGCCUAUGGUUGGGCAGAGCACAAGGCCUGUUUUAUAAUUAAGUGUUGAAUAUCUCAUGAAAUGUAUUGAAUGCUGCACUAGAAGCGAAAAACAGAAUGGUUGUCUGGAUACUCGCAGUACGGUUUCUACUGAAUGUGUGUCACUUUCACACCAUGGUAAAGUCAAAAAAUUGUAGGUUAAACCAUCAGAAGGUGGAGACCCUCUGUGUAAGGUUCUUGAUCUUCAUUCAGCAUUGACCUUCAGGAUGCCUGGCACUGUUCUGAGCACUGGAAAUACAGCAGUGAGGAAAACAAAGUCCCUGGACCCAUGCACAUCUUAGUGGAAGAAACAAAAUCGUAUCUUUGGACUAUGUUAGCGGGUAGGAAGACAAGGGAUCGGGGUUGGAGGUAGCUGUAUUUUACAGUAGAAUGUUUGGGAGCAAGAGGCAUGUUUAGGUUUCUUAAAAGGAGAUAAAGGUACCUCGAUGACUUACAAAGUGAAAACUCACAGCUAUAUUACAAGAGCAUAUAUCCUUUUCAGAAGCUCAUAAUAUUUUCUUGAAUAAACACAAGGCUAGCAAAAUUCUCACCUAAUUUGGCCGAAACAGGAACUCGGUUCUUAAGAGGUACCAGGCGAUCCUUACACGUUUUCUCCAGUGGUAAUUCACACUUUAUGUGACGCCUGAAGUUUUCCCUCAGAAUAGAACGAAUCACCUUAACAAUGUUGGUUUUGCUUUCACUGUCACUGGGUGGGGGCGGGGGGGGAGAGAAAACAGCAGAAGUGUCCAGAGUGUUCAUCAUGCUUCCAUUCCACGCCCGCCUGUGUUCCUGUGCCUUGCACCUGCUGGACCAGGCUGCCAGCCAGCCACCCAACAGCAGUGCCAUGUGGCCUCCCGUACAAAAGGAGGUGAGAAUUGAUCACUCUUAAGAUUUUGAUAUUUAUUUAAUCAACAUAUUCUCAUACUAGCAGCCUCAGUUGCCUUUUUCAGAGGGUGGGGAGUGUGACCCUGAUGUCAUCAAAAUUCAGGAGGGCACUAAAUAUAAACUCCCUUCCUUAAGAGACAUAAUUCUGUUAUUUCUCUUGGUUUUAAUCUUUGGAAGUCAGUCAUACCUGCAACACAACUGAAAGAUGGUUUCUGGCCGUCCUUCUAUUUCUGACUUCGUAUGGAUCAGUUCCCAUAUGGAAUUAUUUUCUGUCCCUGUGUAAAAGGAAAUGGAAACAAGAGUCUACAACUUUGCCCAAAAUGCUGUGGUUAAGAACACUUGUAAAGUUUAAAUCUCAUGAGUUAAGAAAGUCUAAUAUUCCCAGUCCUGGCUCAUUUUCUUCUGUGGCUUGUUCUAUGUAUGAUUUUCACAGUUACAAGAACUGAAAUGCCUUUUGGUUACUUUUUACAUUUCCUGCUGCAGAUUUUCCUCCAUCUGAACCACCUUCACCCUCUCUCUGGAGCCCCUCUCUGCGGAAGAGGAGAUUCAGUGGAUCCUAUUCUUCAACCCUCCUUUGCAGUUUUGCCCUUUCCUUGGAAGGAACAGGAGCUGGGGUACUUGAGGUAAAAGAGGCCAGCCCCAAAUGUGGUCAUGUUCUAGAAAACAUAAGCACUUCUGACAAAAGUUAAACAGAAGCCCAGCAGGCCACUGCAUGACUCAGCCUGCUGGCCUCUUCUGUCACCAGAGACCUGUCACCAAAACAAGGUUACUCUGGAAGAAUCUCUGAACAUUUUCCAGAGUCAAAGAUUUUUUUCUUUUUAUAUCACCUACAGUACUACCUAACCUUAAGGAAUUUUCUGCUAUAUUCUAAAUUUGUAAAAACAAAUUUGUGGAUCUUUGUUUUUCUAACACAUUUUAGGGUAUCAAGGCAGAAAGGAAAAUGUUGAAAACUAUUGAUAGGGAAAAUAAGGAAACAAUGAAAGGCAUUUGGCAAAGAAAAAGCUAUCCACCAGCUUUUAGUUUCUCCCAGAAAUCUGCUAAGGAACAUCAAAACAACCUCUCUUGUCCUCGUUUUCCUUGUCUAUAAAAUAAAAGGCACCAAAAAUUA
Molecule: messenger RNA, 5848 nt
Organism: Symphalangus syndactylus (siamang)
Lineage: Eukaryota; Metazoa; Chordata; Mammalia; Primates; Hylobatidae
Gene: TFB1M
Product: transcription factor B1, mitochondrial
Biological process (GO): rRNA methylation; transcription initiation at mitochondrial promoter
Cellular component (GO): mitochondrial matrix
Molecular function (GO): rRNA (adenine-N6,N6-)-dimethyltransferase activity; mitochondrial transcription factor activity
Source: RefSeq, a predicted model, not a curated record